Molecule: messenger RNA, 4264 nt
Organism: Pocillopora verrucosa
Lineage: Eukaryota; Metazoa; Cnidaria; Anthozoa; Scleractinia; Pocilloporidae
Product: DNA mismatch repair protein Msh6
Biological process (GO): mismatch repair
Cellular component (GO): nucleus; MutSalpha complex
Molecular function (GO): ATP-dependent DNA damage sensor activity; ATP binding; mismatched DNA binding
Source: RefSeq, a predicted model, not a curated record
UCUUCACGUGAGAGUGUAAACAUGGCGACUCUGUUUUCGUAUUUUACUCCAAAAUCGAAGAAGCCCUCGUCUCCUGUUUGCGGUGAUACUGCAGAUAAAAAGAAGAAUAAUUCGCCAAAGGAAGGCGCGCAGGGGUUUUCGCCAAUAAACGAUAAGAAAUCGACGUCGCCAAACACGCCGAAAGCUUCGAGGACGCAGAAAGAUUUGAGCGGGGAAUCUGGCUUGGUGAAGAUUGAACAAUGUGGAAUUGUAUGGGCGAAACUCGAAGGACACCCCUGGUGGCCAAGUUUGAUCUGUGAUCAUCCUACGCAGAGAGUUUACGAACGAGGAGAUAAGUGCCAUGUUCAGUUUUUUGGAGACCCUCCGAGUCGAGCUUGGGUAAAGCGAAGGCAAAUGAAACAAUUUUCAAAAGAUCAAAACAAUCGUGUGAUAGAUCCCAACAUAAAGAAUGCAGUGCAGCAAGCUGAGGAUGCCUUGUCUCUCACACUGGAACAGCGAAAGGAACUUGUCAACUGUUUACCUUCUGAUGAGGAAGAGAAUGGAGAAGACCCUUGUGAUGAAACAAUGUUAACAGAUGAUGAGAGCCCCAAGAAAGAAUCAAGCGGACAGAAGAGGAAGAACAGUGGAGGAAGUUCCAGAAAUGAUGCUAGUGACGAGAAAGAUGAUGAUGAAGUUACAGGAAGGAAGUACAACAGCAAACGGCCCCGAAGGAAAGCUGCCACAAAGAAUAAAAAAGUAAAGAAAAGACGCAUUAUAGAGUCGGGUUCAGAAGACUCAGCAGAUGAUUACAAGCCUGACGAAGAUGGUGAUGAUGAUGAUGAUGAGAGCUGUAGUAGUGGAGUUGAUGAAAAUGAGUUGGAGGAGGACAGUCAUUCUGAGGAGGACAUUGACGAUAUUGUAGAAACGCCAUCUCGUAAACGUAAGAGAGGCAGUACCUCUACUCCACAUCAGAAGAAAACAAAGAACAGUACACCAUCAACUCCCUGUACCCCUGCUGUCAGCAAGCAAGCUCUACUGAGUACUCCAUCACCUUCAGUCCUGUCAGGAUCUUUUGCAAAAAAGAUGUCAAGUUCUGCUAGUAAAGCAGCAGUUUCACUAGCAAGAUUUCAGAUGAAUUCGUCCCCAGUUCCAAAGGCAAGUGCAGCUGAUGGUGAGGGAGUGGGAACUUAUACACAUGAGAGACUGGAAUGGUUAAAGGAAGACAAGAGAAAAGAUAAACAGGGAAGGCCAAUGAUACAUCCAGAAUAUGACCCAAGGACACUGCUGGUUCCCUCGUCCUUUCUCAACUCCAAAGAUGCUACACCAGCUAUGAAGCAAUGGUGGCAGCUGAAGAGUGACAACUUUGACACCAUCCUGUUCUUUAAGGUUGGCAAAUUCUAUGAAUUGUACAACAUGGAUGCCACAGUCGGUGUGAAAGAACUUGGAUUAAUCUAUAUGAAGGGUAAUUUUGCACAUGCUGGUUUUCCUGAAAUUGCCUUUGGACGAUACUCUGACACACUGAUUCAGAAAGGCUAUAAAGUGGCACGAGUAGAGCAAACAGAAACUCCAGAGAUGAUGAAGGAAAGAUGCAAGAGAACUCACUCAAAUUUAAAGAGUGAUCAAGUGGUGAAAAGGGAAAUAUGUGCUGUAAUCACAAAAGGAACAAAGACAUACAGUUUUGUGGAUGGGGAUUGUACAGAAAGUAGUGCUGCCUAUCUUUUAGCUAUUUCUGAAAAGGGUUCUGAUGAUGUUUCUGGUGGGGAAAGUGUCUAUGGUGUUUGCUUUGUGGACACAUCCAUUGGAAAGUUUCAUAUUGGACAGUUCAAAGAUGAUCGUCAGUCUUCUCGAUUGCGGACUCUGGUGGCCCAUUUUACUCCUGUCCAGGUUCUGUGUCCCCGUGGAGGUUUAACAUUGAAAACCCAACAAGUUCUCAACCAUGAAUUGAUGUCUGCCAUGAAGGAAUACUUAACACAAGGAUCACAGUUUUGGGAAGCAGGCAAGACACUGAAGGUUCUUGCAGAGGAACAGUAUUUCAAUAAUGACGAGAACAACGCUGAAAAUCCAGUGAAGAGUUGGCCAGAUGUUUUAAAGAAGUUGACUGAUGGAGAUCCUCUGGGUUUAAUGCCCGGUGAAGGCAGUGAAUUGGCUUUGAGUGCUCUUGGUGCUGUGAUUUGGUACCUGAAGAAAUGCCUGAUAGAUGGAGAAGUCUUAUCAAUGGGGAAUUUUGAGGAAUACCUGCCGCUGGACAAUUCUCCUGCCUGCGGACAGAACUCAAGUUUUGUGAAAGGGAGGCAGCACAUGAUCCUGGAUAACAUCACUCUAACAAACCUGGACGUUAUUCCAUCUGGGCCUGAUGCUUCACUCGAGGGAACCUUGCUGGAAAGACUGGAUCACUGUUGUACCCCUUUUGGUAAACGUUUAUUCAAGCAAUGGCUUUGUGCACCUCUAUGCAACCCGGCUUCCAUCAAUGACAGACUCAAUUCUGUAGAAGAUUUGAUGGCUAACCCAAGUUUAAUGGCGGAAACAAAAGAUGUAUUGAAGGCCCUGCCAGAUCUGGAAAGACUCUUAAAAAAAAUACACGCGUUGAGUUUGCCUCGAGACAAGAAUCACCCAGCCAAUAGAGCAAUUCUCUAUAAUGAAGACACUUACAGUAAGCGAAAAAUAAAUGAUUUUCUCACGAUCUUGGAGGGUUUUGAUAAGGCGACAGAGAUUACAGCCAUGUUCAAAGACCAUGCUAGUUCUUUCAGUUCCAAACUUCUCACUCAAGUUGUCACAGAACAGGACGUUACCGCUGGACAGUCGAAAGUUAGUGGGCAGUUUCCGAAGUUGCACGAUCUCUUACACGCCUUCAAGCACUCGUUUGAUCACAACAAGGCUAGGAAUGAAGGCGUUAUAUUGCCUAAGGCAGGGGUUGAUCCAGAUUAUGAUCAAGCCAUAGCAGAUAUUCAGUCCAUGCGCACCUGGUUUGACCAAUACCUGAAGAAACAAUGCGCUACACUGGGCUGCAAGGCUACGUAUUGGGGCUCAGCCAAGAACCGUUAUCAGCUUGAAAUUCCUGACUCCGUCCGUAAGAUUCCCGACGAAUACACCCUGCAGUCGCAGAAGAAAGGAUUUAAACGAUACUGGACAGCAGCGAUUGAAGAGAAACUGGCGGAGUUAGUGGAAGCCGAGGAAAGACGAGAGGAAGCUUUGAAAGACACUAUGAGACUUGUGUUUCACAAAUUUGAUCAAGAGUACAAGACGUGGGAUAAAACAGUACAGUGUCUGGCUGUAUUGGACUCACUGAUAAGCCUUGCAUCCUGCAGUUCGCAGGCUGACGGUCCGAUGUGUAGACCUGAUAUCGUUCUUCCCGAGCAGACUUCUGAUGAAGAAUUUCAGCCUUUCUUGGAAAUCCGAGAAGGACGGCACCCGUGCAUUUCACGCACGUUCAGUGGCGGCGAUUUUAUCCCAAAUGACACAGUGAUUGGGAUGCAAGAUGACAAUGACUGCGAGGAGACAGCGGUCAACAGUCAAAGCACCUGCGUACUGGUUACUGGGCCUAAUAUGGGCGGCAAAUCAACGCUGAUGAGACAGGCUGGACUGAUCGUUAUCAUGGCUCAAAUGGGCUGUUAUGUUCCAGCUGAGAAGUGCCGCCUCUCUCCUGUGGAUCGAGUCUUUACUAGGCUGGGAGCGCACGACAGAAUCCUGUCAGGUGAGAGUACUUUCUUUGUCGAACUGAGCGAGACUUCAACCAUUCUCCGACAUGCGACGAGGCAUUCCCUUGUUCUGGUGGAUGAACUCGGUCGUGGCACUGCAACAUAUGACGGUACAGCCAUUGCUUGUGCAGUGGUUGGUGAACUUUCACGUCACAUCAAAUGCAGGACACUGUUUUCCACACACUAUCACUCACUGGUCGAGGAGUUCUCCGCUGACCCGAAUGUUCGAUUAGGGCAUAUGGCGUGCAUGGUUGAAAAUGAAGACGAGACUGAUCCAAGUAAAGAGACAAUAACAUUCCUGUACAAGUUCGUGAAAGGCGCCUGUCCGAAGAGUUACGGAUUUAAUGCAGCAAGGCUUGCUGGGAUACCGGAUGAGGUAAUAUCUGUGGCUGUAAAUAAAGCUCGACAAUUUGAGGAGACUACAGAUCGCGUCAAAAUUUUCAGGUCGCUGCUUAACUGCAAGACAGGGGAUAUAAAACAGCUACAGAAGCAAAUAAUGUGUAAUUAGUAUUGAAAGUGGGCAAAGUAGAAUGUUACUGCUUUGAUUUUUCUGAGCCAGAUGAAGAAGUUCAAAUUGUUCCUGUUUUAGA